This is a messenger RNA of Anisakis simplex (herring worm), 162 nucleotides long. Lineage: Eukaryota; Metazoa; Nematoda; Chromadorea; Rhabditida; Anisakidae. The record is from the annotation of a GenBank genome assembly.
GAUGACGACGGCGAUUGUGUAGCGGUGUGUGAGAGAGUUGCUGGAGCGGAGUGGAACGAGAAUGGCACGAUGUAUGGAUUGGAUGUGAUAGUGGCUGGCUGGAUGGAUGGAUGGAUGGAUGGAUGGAUGGUUGGAUGCGAUACGAUUGCUGGCGUUUGUUGA